Molecule: messenger RNA, 3810 nt
Organism: Melospiza melodia melodia
Lineage: Eukaryota; Metazoa; Chordata; Aves; Passeriformes; Passerellidae
Gene: SOX4
Product: SRY-box transcription factor 4
Exons: 1
Coding region: 896-2191 (431 amino acids)
Biological process (GO): positive regulation of transcription by RNA polymerase II; anatomical structure morphogenesis; cell differentiation
Molecular function (GO): RNA polymerase II cis-regulatory region sequence-specific DNA binding; DNA-binding transcription activator activity, RNA polymerase II-specific
Source: RefSeq, a predicted model, not a curated record
AGCAGCGGCGGCACCGCCGUCGGCGGAGGACGAAGGAGGAGAACGGAGCUGGGCGCCCGGCUCGCCGCUCUUCCUGCCGGGGACGUACACACUCGUUCAUGCACGAGCGCUUUUUUAUUUUUCUUUUUUUACGGCGAUUUUUUCAAUUAUUAUUAUUUUUGCCUUUUUGUUUAUUUUUUCUUUUUUAUUUUUUUCUCCAUUUUUUUGCCUUAUCCCGAGGGGUUUCCUUGUCGCUCGGUACCUCGCAACUGCCAAAUCCAACCUGCACAAACUCCUGGCCACCGACCCCGCCGCCACCACGGGUCCUGGAGCCGGGAUUUUCGGGGCUUCGGGGGCGCGCCGCCUCCCCCCUCCCCCGCGGCGGUGCACGCUGGCCGUGCCCAGCGCUGAGAGACUUUCGGCGGCAGGAGUGCCGCUCUCCUGAAACGCCGCGGGCAGGCGGAACGCGCUUGUGAACUGGACCAGCUGCUUCGGGGAGGGGGGAAACCCGAUGUGGUGAGGAAAAAAAAGCAGACCGACACCCCCCUCCAAAAAAAGACCAACCCAAAAAAGCCCAACACCCCAAGAAAAAAAAAAAAAAAAAAAAGAGCAAACUUGGACGGGCGGCUCGGGGCGCUGCUUUUGCAGAAACUCUUGUCUGACCGCGGGCGGCCCCGCCGCUCCUGCUGCUCCUGCUGCUGCCGCCACCGCUGCCUCGAGGGGGAGAGGACCGCGCCGCCGGGGACGAGGCGCCGGUGUGGAAGUACAAGUGGUGCGGGGAGCGGGGGCGCGGCCGCGGGGGGCUGCGCCGUCCCGGUGCCGCUGUGAGAAGUUGCGCGCCCUGCCCCGCGCCGGAGCGGCGCUGAGCUCCGGAGCGGCGCUGAGCCCCGGCGAGCCCCCCGCCGCCGCCGCCGCGAUGGUGCAGCAGACCAACACGGCGGAGAACACGGAGGCGCUGCUGGCCGCCGAGACCUCCGACUCCGGGGCCGGCAUCGAGCUGGGCAUCGCCUCCUCCCCCACGCCGGGUUCCACCGCCUCCACGGGGGGCAAGGCGGAUGACCCGAGCUGGUGCAAGACACCCAGCGGGCACAUAAAGCGGCCCAUGAACGCCUUCAUGGUAUGGUCACAGAUCGAGCGGCGAAAGAUCAUGGAGCAGUCCCCCGACAUGCACAACGCCGAGAUCUCCAAGCGCCUGGGCAAGCGCUGGAAGCUGCUCAAGGACAGCGACAAGAUCCCCUUCAUCCGGGAGGCGGAGCGGCUGCGCCUCAAGCACAUGGCGGACUAUCCUGACUACAAGUACCGGCCCAGGAAGAAGGUGAAGUCGGGCAACAGCUCCGCCAAGCCCGGCGACAAGGCGGACAAGGGCGGCGGGGGCGGCGCCGGCGGGGGCAGCGCGGGCGGCGGCUCCGGCGGCCCCGCGGCCCCCGCCAAGCCCGCCCCGAAGAAGGGCGGCGGCGGCGGCUCCAAGCCCUCCCCCGCGGGCGGCGCGGGCGCGGGCGGCAAGCCCCACGGCAAGGCGGCGGGGGGCAAGGCCGCCCCGUUCCCCGGGGAGCCCUCGGCCGCGCUGCUGCCGCCCGAGCACCAGGCGCUCUACAAGCCCCGGGGGGCGGCGGGCGCGCCCUCGGGACCCGGCAAGCCGCUCGCCGAGAAGAAGCUGAAGCGGGUCUACAUCUUUGGGAGCGGGCAGGCGGCGGCCGCCUCCGCCUCCCCCGGCGGCGCCGUGCCCGGCAGCCCCACGCUGAGCAGCUCGGCGGAGGCCGGCGACCCCUUGAGCCUCUACGAGGAGGGGGGCGGCGGCGCGGGCCGGCCCGACGGGGACUGCGGCGGCGUCGCCUGCCCCUCGCCCUCCGGCUCCGGCUCGCCCUCGGAUCACCGCAGCUACACCAGCUUGCGCGCCUCCUCUCCGGCCCCCUCGACGGCCCAUUCCUCCUCCGCGUCCUCCCACUCCUCCUCCUCUUCCUCCUCCGGCUCCUCUUCGUCGGACGACGAGUUUGAGGACGACCUCUUGGACCUGAACCCCAGCCCCGGCUUUGAGAGCAUGUCCCUGGGCAGCUUCAGCUCCUCGGUGCUCGACCGGGACCUGGAUUUUAACUUCGAGCCCGGCUCGGGCUCGCACUUUGAGUUCCCGGACUAUUGCACGCCGGAGGUAAGUGAGAUGAUCUCGGGGGACUGGCUGGAGUCCAGCAUUUCCAACCUGGUCUUCACUUACUGAGGCGAGAGCCGGGCCCUGCUGGAGGAGGCACCGGCGCGCGUGGCUGUCGGCAGGACUCGCCCACCCCGCCGGGCGCUUUUGUGUCUUUUUCUGUUUUGUUUGGUGUUUGUGUUUUGGGAUUUAUUUUUUUUUUUUUUUUGAGGGGAGGGGAAGGAGGUGUUUUGUUUUUUUCUGGGAAGGGGCUGUUGAAAGACUGCUUCUUGAGCUUGGGGAAGGAGCGGGAUCGCCCUCUCCUUGCGGAAAGGCCGGCAGUCCCCUUCCUCCGGCUGCAGACGGACCCGCACACGCCCCCUCCGAGAGAGGAGCCUGACGGUGCUUUUUGAGAGACUGGCGGGAGCGAGACGCUGUCCUUUUCCCUUUUUUUAUUUCCUGAAAAGAGAGACAGAGGAAGGGGGAGGGAGGGGAAACCACACACCUCUGGGUUCUUUGUUAUUGCCCAUUUUAUACGAAUAAAGAGGAGGGGGAGCGAUGCGUUGUGCUGAGCGCGCACUGGAUGUCUUGGGCAUUCGCCCUUCCCAAUGAAAGAGCGAACAGAACUGCUUGGGGAAAAAAAAAAACCAACAAAAAAAGAACAGAAAAUCCACCCAAAUCCUUUGCAAGGUUCACGUUUGUGGGGAGGAAUCCUGUCCCGGUUUCUUCUGCGGUGAGAAGAGGCAACAAUGCUGGGAGAAGGAGGAGGAGGAGGUGGAUGGAGCUGGACUGAGAUCCUAGUUUAAGCGGAGAAGAGCCAGACUUACACUUGAGAGCUGUCUUGGAAAUACGGUGGGGUAAAUAAUAAUAAACUGAAAUGGAUUUGCACGUACAGAUAAGGUGGCGGCAGCGCUUUUCUCAGUCACCUCAUGUAAUAUGUAGAGAGAAAAAUAAGGCUGAAACUUCAAGAACACUGAAAACUUCUUUUGAAACAGAGACCGAAUGGGAACAGUUUCUGUCAUGAUGUGGUACAGGGGAAGCUGAGGGCGAUGGCUUUUGCAAAAAAAAAAAAGAAAAAAAAAACAAACCUGAAAAUACAAAAAAAAGUAGUUUUUUUCUUCUUACUCAGAAUCGUGAUGGUGUUGGAUUAUUUCACUGGUGGGGUUUAAUAUAGCAUGUUAUACUGUCUAUCUUUUCAAGAUUUCUGUAAGACUGUUGAACAGUUUGAAAAAAACAAAACUAGUGUUAGGAUAAUAUCAAAGCAGAUAGAUGGCGCUAUGUUUGAUUCCUACAAAAAUAUCACCAGCUUUUUUUCAUUCUUAACUCUUUAAAGGAUUCAAACGCAACUCAAAUCUGUCAAAUCUGUGCUGGACUUUAAAAAAAUGAAAAUUCAGGACCAAAUUUUUUCUCAGAGUAUGUAUGUGUUUGUUCCUUAUAGCUGUAAAUGAAAAGACUGUUUUUUCUCACCGAUGCUCCAUCCUCGUAUUGUUUUUUGUUUUUUUUUCCUUGUAAAUGUAAUCGGAUGCCAUUUUAUAAGUGGACGUAUUUAUACUGGCCAAACAUUUUUGACUUUGUAUUUCUUUGUCCUUUUUUGGUAGUUCUCGUUGUUACCCGCACCAUUUUUAUGUCUCCUUCACGGAAGGGCUAGAGUUUUAACUUUUAAUUUUUUAUAUUUAAAUGUAGACUUUUGACACUUUUAAAAACAAAAA